Molecule: messenger RNA, 3958 nt
Organism: Sphaeramia orbicularis (orbiculate cardinalfish)
Lineage: Eukaryota; Metazoa; Chordata; Actinopteri; Kurtiformes; Apogonidae
Gene: suz12b
Product: SUZ12 polycomb repressive complex 2 subunit b
Exons: 17
Coding region: 305-2386 (693 amino acids)
Cellular component (GO): nucleus; ESC/E(Z) complex; RSC-type complex
Molecular function (GO): chromatin DNA binding
Source: RefSeq, a predicted model, not a curated record
CUAUUGGCUGACAACUGACUAAUGCUCUGUUGUUCAGUACAAAUUGAAGGAGACCAGCCCGACAAUAAAUUACAGACAGAUUAUCAAACAUUUGGGCCAAAUAGUCACAUUAUCUCCGAUACCAAUCAAUAUUUGUGCCGGUUGAAUGCGGAAAGCCCCGGGCGUGUGGAGGUUUGUUUUGUAGUCAACCAUGCUAGCAUUGCUAGCUAAUUAGCCAGCGUCUCGUCGCCUCCUCUUCAUCUUCAUGGGUUUCUGCUGUUGAGUCUGCCAGGCUUGUGCUGGAGGCAGUGAGGCUAACAAAUUAAUGCCAUCAGCCAGGAACUCAGGUCAUAUUAUGAGCGGGGUGAGUUGCAAAGCUAACGGCGCCGUGUACCCUGCCUCAUCGGCGAUGAUGAACUCUGUGAAGAAGCCGAAGAUGGAGCAGAUUCAGGCCGACCAUGAGCUGUUCCUGCAGGCCUUUGAAAAGCCUACUCAAAUCUACAGAUUUCUCCGCACAAGGAACUUGAUUGCACCCAUAUUCUUGCACAGGACGCUCACCUUCAUGUCUCACAGAAACGCCCGAGCAAACAAUAGAAGGAAAUCAUUUAAAGUGGAUGACAUGUUGCAGACUGUGGAGAAGAUGAAAGGAGAGCAGGAAUCUCCAAGCUUGUCUUCACAUCUACAACUAACAUUCACUGGGUUCUUCCAUAAGGACGAAAAGCCAUCUCCGAAUUCAGAAAAUGAACAAAAUUCCGUAUCAUUAGAGGUGCUACUUGUCAAAGUCUGCCAUAAAAAACGCAAGGAUGUCAGCUGUCCAAUUAAGCAAGUGCCUACAGGUAAAAAGCAGGUGCCUUUGAACCCUGACACUAACCAAACCAAGUCCGGCUCCUUCCCCUCCUUACUGGUCUCCAGCAAUGAGUUUGAGCCGAGCAACAGUCACAUGGUGAAGUCCUAUUCGCUCCUGUUCAGGGUGUCGCGCACAGGGAGGAGGAAUACCAACGGUCUAGUCAACGGGGAAGCCAAUGAGAAUAUCGAUGUAACAGAUACUCCGAGUAGAAAGAAGAGAAGCUCAUCUCAUAGGGAGGAAGGAGAGACCACAGAGACAUAUGUUGCACAAAUGACUGUCUUUGAUAAGAACAGAAGAUUGCAGCUGCUGGAUGGAGAGUAUGAGGUGUCAAUGCAAGGAAUGGAGGACAGUCCUGUGAGCAAGAAGCGUGCUACAUGGGAAACUAUUCUUGACGGAAAGAGACUGCCACCAUUUGAGACAUUUUCUCAGGGACCCACAUUGCAGUUCACACUGCGUUGGACUGGGGAUGCCAGUGGGAAGUCCACUGCCCCCGUGGCCAAACCCCUCGCUACCCGUAACUCGGACAGCUCCACUCCUAUGGAGACCAGGACCAGCAACCACCGAGCUGCCCUCAUGACAGUGAAAGAGUCAGUCAGCACAGACAUUCAGACGAGGAAAGAGCAGGUCCCGUGUGAGCCGCGGCAGAAGCUACGUAUAUUUUAUCAGUUCCUGUACAACAAUAACACAAGGCAGCAGACAGAAGCAAGAGAUGAUCUUCACUGUCCCUGGUGUACCCUGAACUGUAGCAAGCUCUACAGUCUGCUGAAACACCUCAAACUCUCCCACUCCCGCUUUAUCUUCAACUACGUGCCUCACCCCAAAGGAGCAAGGAUAGACGUGUCUAUCAAUGAGUGCUAUGAUGGUUCGUAUGUUGGCAACCCUCAGGACAUCCACAGUCAGCCCGGCUUUGCUUUUAGCCGAAAUGGUCCCGUCAAGAGGACUGCAGUAACUCACAUACUGGUUUGCAGGCCUAAGAGGACCAAACCAAGCUUGUCAGAGUUCCUGGAGUCUGAGGAUGGAGAGCUGGAGCAACAGAGGACCUAUGUCAGUGGACACAACCGCCUCUACUUCCACAGUGACAGUUGCAUGCCCCUCCGGCCUCAGGAGAUGGAUGUGGACAGUGAGGAUGAAAGAGAUCCAGAAUGGCUCAGAGAGAAAACUGCCACGCAACUGGAUGAGUUCACAGAUGUCAAUGAGGGAGAGAAAGAGGUGAUGAAGCUGUGGAAUCUGCACGUUAUGAAGCACGGCUUCAUAGCAGAUAACCAGAUGAAUCAGGCCAUCAUGCUUUUCGUGGAGGACUGUGGUGCUCACAUCGUCCGCCGCAACCUCUGUCGCAACUUUCUUCUGCAUCUAGUGAGCAUGCACGACUUCAACCUGGUGAGCACGGCCACCAUCGACCGUGCCAUGGUCCACCUGAGACAGAUACAAGAAGAACUACAAGACACUGAGGAGGUGCACCAGGACCAGAUUCUGGCAGCAGCAGGCGCCUGCAACGGCAACGUUGUCUCCUCCAGUGGAGGGAAGCAGGGCAAGAGGACAAAAAGCGCAUUGACUGACUGACAUAAGAUGGACGGAACCAUGAUUUGGUUUUUGUUUGUUUUUUUUCUCCGUUUUCAAUGAACAAUACCGACCCUUUGGUGCUUAGAUAGGAGGAAGAACUUGUCAGCAGUGGAUCUGACCUGAAGCAGACCAGUAUACAAGGUAAACAAGUUUUUGGCACUUGGGAACUGAACCAAAUAUGAACAAUAUGAAAAUUAAUCACCCACAUUCACACAAAGCAGGAUUCAAAGGACGAGUUGAGACCUACUUAAUAUGCAUUUUGUAGGAGCCAUUGAAAUAUCAGUCUUUGAGCGAUAGUGAACUGAAAAUCUCAUGUGGCAUGACUGCCCUUGGUAUGUUCUUGUAAUGGACAACUGUAUUAAGGCUACAGUUAAAACUGUACUGGUAUCAUUGUCACACUUGUUUAUUUGUACACAUACACAGUAACCUUGUUGAAACUUAUCCUUUUUAGCUGAUUAUUUUAGCACUUGGUGUUUGUAUGUAGAAAACUUACCUUGAAUUUCUUUCUUUUUGUUUUUGUUCUUUGUGCUGCACCAAAUGUUAAAUGCAGCAUAUCCACUAGCACCAGUGGAAAAUCUUUGGUGGGUGAUUUUCACUUAUGUGAAGGACAUUUAAUUUGAGGAAUCAUACAGUUAGGAGAUUUAUACAGUAAAACUUUCACUUGGCAUCAAUUACUAGAGAAUAUAAAGUGUGUCUAGCUUGUGUGAGAACCCCAAAAUUGAUUACGGGUUUUGCUGGUUGGUUGCCAUGAUGAUUGUGUUUUACUGCAAGCUUGGAUCCUGGACUAUAGAAGAAAUAAUGAUUGGGGUCCAGGCUAAAACUUUGACUUCAUCACCCCUAAGCCUUUUGGCCUGCAUUGACAAUAGCUCAAGGAAAGCCAGGGAAAUAAACUUUUUAGGUCUUUUUUUUUUUCUUUUUUCCUAAGAUCAACCAGCAGAACAUCAUCCCUUGUAAUAUCUAAACCGCAUUACACUGAUAAAAGUCAACAGAUUGAUGCUGUUGAUCAUUUUAAGGUCUGGACAUAAAAUGUGUUUUUUAUUUUAUUUUUUUAAUGUGGGUUCUAAGUAUCCAUAGCUGAUUGACAGGAAUGUGUAUCCUUUGUAAUCAUAAUCAAUGUUUAGCUGAGCCCUUUUUUCAGUCCAAUAAUGAACAGAUUGCAAGUCCUCUGUUAAAGCAAUAUGCUGUUUAUUGAAUAGGUGACUUUUCAGGUUCAACUCAGUUGUCUGUCCCGUUAGGUGCAGUUUAUGCCAAAGGGAUUUCUUUUCAUCGGUCUUUUAGUUCAGUAUGUCCUUGCGUCUUUUCUUUCAUUCCAUAACACAAUUUUUAAAGGCUGUAGUUGUGUUUUGUAGUGUGCAUACAAUUGGUGAUCACCACGCAUCAUUGCAUCGGACUUCCCUUGUGAACAACCAAACUGACAAUAUAUUUUUGGCCUUUGUGGAGGGUUACUCUUUUCACCCGGAAAAAGGGAGACUUGGUCAUCAUUGUUGUACACCCUGUUAAAAGUUGUAAACUGUACACUCUGGCUAAGGGGAUUUUUAUAUUUAAAGAAUAAAAUACAUUUGACCUAUUUCA